AUGCGCAACGUCUUUUCCAUGGCUCGAGCAGGCCUCAUUGCCACCUCACUUCUGGCUGUUACUAACUCUGUUGAUGCGCAUUCCUGGAUAGAACGCGCUAUCAAGAUCAAUCCUGCCAACCAAACUUUCUUUGGAGCAGAGGGUUACCCUCGCGGGUACAUCCCUCGUUCAGACCCCUCCUUCAAUGAUGAGAAGGUCCUCCUACGACUUCCGUAUACCGGCACGGCCUUCUACACAGGCGAUGAGAAAAUCAACAAGGCUGCCUUUGAGGCCAAUCCAUCUUUCCCCAUGCUCGAGGCUGCGCCCGGUGACUUCAUCGCCAUCACUCAUCUUGAAAACGGACACACCACAAAACCUCAAACUAACCCCCUCAAGCCAUACAACCGGGGCACUGUUUUCCUCUACGGCACAGCUGAUCCCAAGGAUGACGAGAAGCUUUUUGACAUCCACCUGAAGUGGAACACUGAAGGUACCGGCGGCGAUGGCAGGGGCAAGCUUCUGUCUACCCGCAACUACGACGAUGGCCAGUGUUACGAGGCUCGCAACGAAGGGCUGGCGCUUAGCCGAGCCCAGGCUCUCAAGACGAACCCCAGCACCCCGCUCGCUUGCCAGUCGGACCUUCAGCUUCCUGAUGAUCUCAAGCCCGGCUCAAUCUACACCAUUUACUGGUACUGGGAUUGGCCCAACCUGAACCCAGAGGUCGUUGACAUGGAGGCUACGAAGAACGGUAUCUACCCAUGGGCCGGCACUUUCAUGCGAGGCGAGAAGGACCCCAAUGGAUUCACCAUGCAGGCCAUCGCCACCAAUGAAAGCUACGCCAGCACCCUUGACAUCAAGAUCGUUGAAAAGUCCGGGUACUCUACCAAGGCCAAUACCGAGAGUUCCUCUUCUGGGCUCUCGGACGUCUUCAACAUGGCUAUUGCCUCUCAACUCAAGACUAACUUUGAUGUCAAUGUCAACUACGGUGAUGGGGGCGAUAACAGCUCGGUCCAGCCUAGUGCCAGCUCUACUUCACACACGCCAACACACACUUCUGCCAAACAGAGUUCUACUUCGGCUCCGGGUAACGGCGCCACGGCUACAGUGACAGUGACAGAGACAAUCCCAGCUACUACUGUAGUCUCUACCGUAUACGUAACAACGUCCGGUGGUGGCUCUGGUGGUGAUUGCUGCCACAGCAGGUCAACCAUCUACCAGACAGUCACGGACAUCGACACGCAAUACACCACCGUGUAUCCCAAGGGAACACCUACCAGCAGCUCCUCGGCCAGCUCUAGACCAGCGACACCAACGGGCGCUGGCAUGAAUGCUCAGAGUCAAUACAUGACAAAGCGGCAUUGA
This is a messenger RNA of Clonostachys rhizophaga, 1341 nucleotides long. The record is from the annotation of a GenBank genome assembly. NCBI's taxonomy places the organism in Eukaryota, Fungi, Ascomycota, Sordariomycetes, Hypocreales, Bionectriaceae.